This is a messenger RNA of Nylanderia fulva, 2456 nucleotides long. RefSeq lists its product as uncharacterized. NCBI's taxonomy places the organism in Eukaryota, Metazoa, Arthropoda, Insecta, Hymenoptera, Formicidae. Gene Ontology annotation, cellular component: ESCRT I complex. The record is from RefSeq and is a predicted model, not a curated record. Gene Ontology annotation, biological process: ubiquitin-dependent protein catabolic process via the multivesicular body sorting pathway. Gene Ontology annotation, molecular function: ubiquitin binding.
AAAUCUUCGCUAAAUAGCAAUAUGGCGGCUAAUGGUGACAGCCAGGCUAUUUCGAUCUGUCAAAUAACAGUGUAUUUUUGGCGUUUCAGAUAUUAAAGAGAUAUCUCGAGUCUCAAGCCGCGAAAGAGAGAGAGAAAGUAUGAUGUUCAAUUGAAUUGCAAAUUGCACGCGUGAUGCAUCAGCGAUAUGCGACCUGUAACGCGAUCGAAUGAGAUUUCUUGCGAUGUAAGUGAGAGGUUAUGUCCCGAGGAUAGUGAAUAAAACGAGAAUUUUUCUCACAUUUUUCCUCCACGGAUCCGAAAGAUAUGGCUCGAUUUUCGGCACAAUGCGAUCUAGUCGCGUCUUAUAUGGACGGCGUUCAUGUCAAAAUCGCGGAGGCCUACAAACCGCCGAGGAAAAUCGGUCUCCCAGCAGCUUACAACAACCGUUUGCCUGACGUGUCGAAGCUGACGUACGACUUCAGUUUGGAGAAAUCGGUACUCGAAAAGAUGUGCGAAUGGCGCAAAGCCAGACAGGCCUACAGCAAAGCUCUUCAAGCUCGAUUGAAGGAAAAGAGGAAAAAAGAGAAAGAGGAAACUCCUCCGUCACCGCCACUGGACUGCGUGAAACAAUUGCCUAUCAAUGCGGCACCUGCUCCGGAGACGACAAUACUUACACCACAACCUUUGUCACCUCCAGCGAAUGAUCUUCAGGACCUUCAUGCAAAGACCAAUGGAGGUCUAGACUUUGCUGACUUUGAUAAUGACACAAGCAGUCCCUUUGACAACAUGGAAUUAAAAACUAUUAACGAUAUGGAGGAAUUGGCACAGGUUUUACAACCUAGAUCACAAUGGGUACCAGCAGGAAAAUUGGAGAAUAUUAUAAAUGAAUUAUCGAUCGAUGACACUUCAGAAAUUUCCAAGGAAGAGAAAGUCGAUAAUGUAAAGACUCCAGUGGACAGUCAAGCCGAUGAAGAUGAACUAGCUGAUAUUGAAAAUCAUCGUAGCAUUUCAGCAAUAAUGCAGGAACUUCAAAAGGAAUUAGAACGACCUGUUAUGGAGAAUUGGAAACCGUGGCCCGAUUUGGAGAGUCCGGAUAGUGACGAAUGUACAACUCCGAGACAUGAUGAUGCGAUGUCGAAUCACGCCAAAUCACCAACUGAUUUGUUGUCGAGUAUGACAGAGGACGAUUUAAAGUUGGUGAUGCAGUUAAGUGACAUGGGAUUUCCUAAGUGUAGAGCGGCACGCGCGGUGUUGGAAUUAGGUCGUAUACACGAGAAGAAAAUCGUAGAAUAUCUAUUGGCCGUCCAGUCUCUAGAGGAAAACGGCGUCCCGAAUGAUUACGCCGAGAAAGCACUGACACUCACGCAACACGAUCAAUCAAAAGCAAGAAUGUACUAUGAAAAUUUAUGUACAUUGAAAGAUUUAGGAUUUCAUGAAGAUGCAGUCUCCGCGGCGUUAGUGAAGUGUAAUUUUGAUCGCGACAAAGCGUUAGAUCUUCUGAUCGCUUGAGUAAAUCAUCAAAUCAACAUCUAUGGACUAUAUAUAAAGAAGAAAAAAUUUUCCGCGAUUUAAUUUUAUGUGAAAACAAAUGAAAUCUAAAAAAAAGAAAUUUAACUUUUUAUAUAUUACAUGGAAGAUACGUCGCAUCUCAAAAUUAUAAGGUAUAUUUUAUAUAUUGAUAAAAAAAAAAUACUAUUUACUCUAGUCUUGAUAAUAUCUAGAGAAAGCUAUAUUCAACCAUAUAUGAUAUUAUAAUAAUUUAAUUUUAAUCUAUUAUGAUAUAAGAAUCUGAAUUCUUACUGGGCAUUAUCAAACAGAAUAUUCAUCAGUUUAACAAUUAACUGCUGCAGAAUAAAUUAUUAUUGUAUAGCAAGCUCUAGAAAUUUAAUUUACAGACUAUUAUCACAGGAUUCUUUCACAUUUCAACAAAAAAGAAAUUUUUUAUUUCGCUAAUAUCUUUUACAUACAAAUGUGCAUUAAUUAAGUACCUAUCAAUAUCUAAAUGAGGAGAAUCAAUUCAUCAAUUGAUCGAGUGCCAAUGAAGCUUAAUAGUCAUAUUUGAAUGUGUAGCAAAUGUAGUGGCGCAACUGCAAAGUUAAAGAAGACUUAUGAGAACUGAUAUAUACUCAGGUACUAUACAAUUAUUUUAUACGUUACCUUUUGCUACAACAUAAAGCUAUCAUUAUCAUGGACUCUGCGUAACGGCUGAUACCGAUAAUGAUCCACGCUUCUGUAAAUAUAGGUUGCUGACACUGUGUAUUUAUACAGAUACUGGCAGGUCCAUUCAUUAAUAAACUGUAUAAAGUAUAAUUUGUAGAAGAUAAUGUAAAGUCCAAUUUAGUAUUCUUGAGAAGAGAUUCGUAGAUUAUUGUUACAUUUGGAGGAGAAGUGAACACAUUGAGGGUGUGUUUGUAACUAAAAAUGUGUUGAAUUAUAAGAUAUUUAUAUUCUAUCGAUAAAUGAAAAUAUUCCUGA